AACGGCCGAAUCGAACAACUGCGUUCAAAUACAACAGCUGUUCUUAACGUAUACGGGUAAACAAACACCAAAACGAAUAACAAAUGCAAAGUAACUGGCCGCGUUCGGCAACUCGUAUCUAUGAACCAAUCGUCUCGAAUGAAACUGCUUGCUGCAUCUGGAAUGCGAUUCUGUGUUUUUUCAUUACCGUCUGGCGUUGGAGGACUGAAGCAAAAGACGAAACGGAGAAUCUCAUCCAGUUUCGCUUUUGCUUCUUAGUUUUACUGAUCAAUACUACGUUUAGCUUUGUGCUCUCUAGUUCUUCUCAUGGAUGGAAACACCAAUUGAUGUUGUUUUUCAAGUAUGGGCUGGGAUCAACAGUUUUGAUACAUGUCUUGUGUGUUUUAUAUGGAGCACCUUUUCUCAAGUACUGGGACAAAACAAUAUCUUUUUCCGUGCUUCUAAGUGCCCUUCUUUUACCAUCUGUUACUGCCAGUGGAAAACUUGGGAAAUUUUUAAAUUUUUCAAAUUUUGAUUGGAUGGGGACAAACGAAUUGUUUAUCUGUUUGGGUGCUUGGCUCGGAGCGUUCGUGAUCCCGUUAGAUUGGGAUCGGCCUUGGCAGGUAUGGCCCGAGCCUGUCGGAGUUGGGGCAGUCGUGGGUUGCGGUUUGGGCAGUUUGUUGAAAUUAAUGAGGUCGACGAUCAACGCGGCUGGAUAUCAGAUGUAUUGGCCUACCAAAUUAUUUGUACAUGAACGGCAUGUUUAAAAACAAAAUGGAACUAUUGAGACAACUGCAUGUGAAACUACGUUAACGUACGUGACCUACACAUUUGUUAUCCUCUGCUCGGCGAUAACAAUAACACAAAGAAGGGCAAAUCCCGAUCACACAUCACAUUCAUUAGUUCCCUGCCAUGAUAUCAAUAAACAGUCCAUCAUCGUU
Daphnia magna is the source of this 920-nucleotide messenger RNA. It is a transcript of the gene PIG-F, whose product is annotated as phosphatidylinositol-glycan biosynthesis class F protein. Lineage: Eukaryota; Metazoa; Arthropoda; Branchiopoda; Diplostraca; Daphniidae. Gene Ontology annotation, cellular component: endoplasmic reticulum membrane. The record is from RefSeq and is a predicted model, not a curated record. The transcript has 5 exons. Bases 84 to 746 code for a protein of 220 amino acids. Gene Ontology annotation, biological process: GPI anchor biosynthetic process.